AUGUCGGCUGAGCUGCUCAUCCCCUUGCACGUCUCUUAUAUCCAGAACUUAGGCAAAAGCAAGGAUGAUCUUGCCUACCAUCUCACGGCGCACCUCCGGAUGAACGCGAUAUACUGGGGCCUCACUGCUCUCUGCAUUAUGGACCACCAGGACGCACUUGACAGAGAAGAAAUGAUAGAAUAUGUCAUGAGCUGCUGGGACAAAGAGGCAGGAGGAUUUGGUGCUCAUCCCGACCACGACGCCCAUCUUUUGCCAACCCUGAGCGCUAUCCAGAUACUGAUGACACAGAAUGCUCUGGAUGAGCUAGAUGUCGAGCGGGUAGUGAAAUUCAUAUUGUCAUUGCAGCAGCCGUCUGGUGUCUUUGCUGGAGACUCAUUCGGUGAGAUCGACACGCGAUUUCUUUACUGCGCCGUCAAUGCGUUGUCUCUACUGGACCGUCUGUCUGAUCUCGACAUUGAGAGAACUGUCUCGUAUAUUGUCCAAUGCAGAAACUUUGAUGGGGGUUUUGGAAGCAUCGCAGGGGCCGAAAGUCAUGCCACCCAGGUGUUUGUAUGCCUCGCCGCGCUCGCCAUUUUGGACAGACUGGACGUCGUUGAUCAUGAUACUCUUGCUUGGUGGCUUUCAGAACGUCAAUUACCAAAUGGUGGUCUGAACGGACGACCUGAGAAAUUAGAAGAUGUCUGUUACAGCUUCUGGGUCUUGUCGGCCCUUUCAAUCCUCAAUAAAGUGGAUUGGAUAGACGUCGAUAAGCUGAUGACCUUCAUUCUAUCUGCCCAGAACCCAGAGACAGGUGGUAUUGCAGAUCGACCGGGAGACAUGGUAGAUGUGUUUCAUACGCACUUCGGCGUUGCAGGCCUUUCGAUUCUUGGCUACCCAGGACUACUUGACCUAGACCCUGUAUAUUGUAUGCCGGCCAACAUCAUUGAAGCGAAAGGGUUGAAAAAGGGAUGGAAAGCCUUUCAACGACGUCCGUUACAGGUGACACCUGCUACCGCGACGUAG
Guyanagaster necrorhizus is the source of this 1002-nucleotide messenger RNA. Its product is annotated as rab geranylgeranyltransferase. Gene Ontology annotation, molecular function: Rab geranylgeranyltransferase activity. Gene Ontology annotation, cellular component: Rab-protein geranylgeranyltransferase complex. Bases 1 to 1002 code for a protein of 333 amino acids. Lineage: Eukaryota; Fungi; Basidiomycota; Agaricomycetes; Agaricales; Physalacriaceae. Gene Ontology annotation, biological process: protein geranylgeranylation. The transcript is spliced from 8 exons. The record is from RefSeq and is a predicted model, not a curated record.